GCCAAAGGACAUUCACGUGUCUGUGUAACUCUCUGAUUGCAAGAAAAGAUAAAGAAAAGCCUCUUUAACUUCUUUUGCAUCAGAUCAGCAGACCCAGUAGAGUCUCUUCAGUCUCCAUUUAUCCACACAACAUUUGCCUGCAAACUAUCAUUCUUUAAUCCUCCCUCUCUCUCUCUCUCUCUCUCUUCCUCUGAACACCUAUCCACCAAGAAAAGCAAGAACCGACCAUGAGUUUGAACGCACCCAUUUUCUUCAUCGUGUCUCUCUUCUUCAUCCACUCCCUUCCUUCGCAAGUUGAACCAGCCAGGCCCAACUCCCACAUCACCGUUAUGGGCAUGGUCUACUGUGACAUCUGCUUCAACAACACCUUCUCUAGGCACAGCUACUUUCUACCAGGUGCAGAAGUGAAGAUAGACUGCAAAUUUGAGGCCGUGUCGCCAAAAACGAUGGAGAAGAUAUCGUUCUCAGUCAAGAGAACCACAAAUAGGUAUGGGGUGUACAAGCUGGAGAUACCGGCGGUGGAUGGGAUCGAGUGCGCCAGAGAUUCAGCCAUCGUGUCUUUCUGUGAGGCAAGCUUGAUGGGGAGCUCAUCCGAUUCAUGCAAUGUGCCUGGCUACAGGACCACCACUGACCAAAUUGCCUUCAAGUCCAAGCAAGCUAAUCUCUGCAUCUACAGUCUAAAUGCACUCAAUUAUAGGCCAUCCAAAAAAGAUAAAAGCCUGUGUGGUGGGCGUUAAGUAUACUCUGGUACCUCGUUAUAUGGCCUUUUCUUGCAUCCUUACCACCCACUUGCCGCUUUCCCACAUAUACUUUUCCUUGGUAUUAUUGCAAGGCAAAUCUUUAAGAAAGAAAUCCCACUUACCUGAGGGACUUGUUUGCUUGCUAAAUGCGGGGACCCAUAUAAUCAGCAGGUUUUCAGAGAACAUGUUGUGAGAGUGAAGUGAAAAUGCACACUCCCAACUGUACGUGGUGAUUGAUUCCCCAGUCACUCAAUGUCUCUCGAUAUGGUGUCUAUUCAAGCUACAUUGAGGUUUCUGUCUGUUCAUAUUAGGGAAAGAGAAUCCACUGGAAAUCUCAGGAUAGGCAUUACAGCAACGCAAGUUUUAUUCUGUUGUCCGCAAUAUGUGUAAUGGUGGUCCAUGACACACUAAAAGAUAAAUCCAUGCUCUGACUUGCAUAUGCAAACA
Molecule: messenger RNA, 1187 nt
Organism: Eucalyptus grandis
Lineage: Eukaryota; Viridiplantae; Streptophyta; Magnoliopsida; Myrtales; Myrtaceae
Product: major pollen allergen Ole e 1
Exons: 2
Coding region: 228-737 (169 amino acids)
Source: RefSeq, a predicted model, not a curated record